This is a messenger RNA of Onychomys torridus (southern grasshopper mouse), 1434 nucleotides long. It is a transcript of the gene Ifi44l, whose product is annotated as interferon induced protein 44 like. The transcript has 8 exons. The record is from RefSeq and is a predicted model, not a curated record. Lineage: Eukaryota; Metazoa; Chordata; Mammalia; Rodentia; Cricetidae.
AUGGACGUGACAACCAAAUUGACAUGGUUACAGGAACAGAUUCUGGGAAAACUACUUGGGAAUACAUCUUUGACUCUUCUUUAUAAGUCUAGAGUUCAUCAACUGUGCACUCUUGAUAUGAGUAAGAGAUGCGCUCAUCAGAGAUCCACGAUGACAGUAGUUCACUUGAAGCAAGCUGUUGUGGGUGUUUUUAUGCUGGAAGAGUUUCCCGUUUUGCAUUCUGAAAAGCCAAGUACUUGUGUCUGGUUUUCAUUGAAAGAGAAUAACAGCACUGGAAUGUCGGCUCUGCUUUUGAACACACAAGUAGAAGUCAAUGGUACACUUCUGAAGUUUUCCUCACUUGAUGGUUUGUCACUCUCUGUGGAUCCAGAAACAUACAAACUUCAUCUUAAUGAUGUGCUGAUAAAAGAACUCAAACUCAAUGCUAACUCUGUCUCUAGAUAUUUGGAGUGUGAAAUUUUCCGAGUAGAUGGCGUUAAGAAUGAUCCAGGCUUCAUAAGGAAGAUGUUGACCGUCCAACAGUAAGAAGGCUCGCUCCUAUCUGCUCUCAGAGCCUACAGGCCCAAAAAAGACUUGGUUUCAGAAGUUCGUAUUCUCUUGGUGGGUCCAGUAGGUUCUGGAAAGUCCAGCUUUUUCAAUUCAGUGAAGUCAGCUUUCCAAGGCCACCUAACUCGCCAGGCCAUUGUGGGGUCUGAUGAAACCAGCAUUACCAAACAGUACAGAAUAUAUUCUGUUAAAGAUGAAGAAGGUGGAAAAAUGUUCCCAUUUAUGUUGUGUGAUUCAAUGGGGCUGGAUGAGAGAGAAGAAGCAGGACUGUGCAUAGAUGACAUAUCUCAUAUCUUAAAAGGCUGUGUACCAGACAGGUAUCAGUUCAACCCGUGUAAGCCGAUUAAGCCAAAGCACUUCACUUCUGUCACCUCUCCACCACUGAAGGACAGGAUUCACUGUGUGGCUUAUGUCUUAAACAUCAACUCUGUUAACACCAUGUCAGAUAAAAUGGUGGCAAAGCUCAAAGAAGUCCACAAAGAUGCAAUAGACUGUGGUGUUGGACAAGUAGCAUUGCUUACUAAUGUGAAUAACUGUGAUGAAGUUCUUGAUGACAGUUUUUUAAACAUGACAGAAAAUAUGACUUCUCAAAGCCAGGUAAAGAAUGUACAAAACAUGCUAAAUAUUCCUAUAGCUAAUAUCUUGAUGGUUAGUAAUUAUGCUUUGAAGCGAUCGGUGGAACCUAUGAAGGAUGUCCUGAUCCUUGCUGCACUCAGGCAGAUGUUGCGGGCUGCGGAAGACUCCUUAGAAGACUUGCCUCCUGAGGAAACUGGUAACCCGGCUCAUCUUGAAAGCACUUGUGUCUUUUGGAAAACCGCCAGGGAGCAUCAGACCCUGACCACAGGUGUUCAUUCAGACAGUGAGGACUUUGUGUCUGAUACCUUCUGA